Molecule: messenger RNA, 1615 nt
Organism: Schistosoma haematobium
Lineage: Eukaryota; Metazoa; Platyhelminthes; Trematoda; Strigeidida; Schistosomatidae
Exons: 1
Coding region: 1-1323 (440 amino acids)
Biological process (GO): neuropeptide signaling pathway
Cellular component (GO): membrane
Molecular function (GO): G protein-coupled peptide receptor activity
Source: RefSeq, a predicted model, not a curated record
AUGCCAUGUAUACAAAAUAAUUCAAAUGAAUUUCUUAUUGAAGAAAUUAUAAUGUUAAAUUUUCGUGGUUAUAUUAUACCAAUAUUUAUUAUAUUUGGUAUAAUUGGAAGUAGUUUUGUCAUAAAUAGUUUUUAUUCUAUGCAAAAAUUACAACCAUCAAGAUUUAAUAUUUAUAUUAUAUGGAUUACAAUAUUUCAAAUUGUGGAUUUAAUAACUAAUACAUUUUUAGAUGAUUUUCUUGGACGUGGUUUAACAUGGGCAAGUGAUUGUAAAAUAUUUAUUAAAUUAGAUACUAUAUCAUCAUUCUCUUGUAAAAUAAUGAAUUAUAUACCUUAUACAGCUGUAUUAAUAUCAAAUACAUUAUUAGUUAUAUUUAGUAUAGAUCGUUUAUUAACUACAUGUAAACCAAUUAAAUUUCGUGGUGAUAUUUAUUUAUUAUUACCACGUUUAUUUAUUAUCAUUAUAAUAUGUAUAUCAAUGUUAUUAUAUUUACCACAAUUAAUUUAUUCUGAUUUAACAAUUCAUGAUAAUACUUCAUUAAUUGUUAAUUAUACAUGUCAAUAUGUAAAUUCAUUAUAUUUUGGUGUACAAUAUAGUUUAUAUUUAUCAACAAUAGGUGGAUAUAUAAUACCAACUAUAUUAAUAGCUAUAAUAAAUAUUAUAAUUAUUUUACGUUUACGUUAUUUAAUAAAAAAUAGACAGUUAUUAAAUAGUAAACAUAAUUCUAUUAUACAUAAGAAAAUCUCUAUUCAUAAUACUAUUAUUACUACUACUACUACUAAUAAUAAUAAUAAUAGUAAUAAUAAUAGUAGUAAUAAUACUUUGAAUGAUCGAAAAUAUUCAUUAUCAAAUCAAUUAAUACCGAAUCCAAAUAAACAAUUAACAAAUGAAUAUCAUAAUGAAAUGAGAAGAAUUAUUGGACAUUUAAUGGUUACAUCUAUUUUUUUAUUAUUUUCUAUACCAUUAAUUGUUAUUAUUAUAUUAAGACAAAAAUCAGAUUUUCAUAAUUAUCAUAUAAUUUAUCCAAUUUAUGUAAAACGUUUAAUUCAUUUAUCAAGAUUAUUUAGUUCACUUACAUCUAUUAUAUGUUCAUUUAAUUUUUUUAUAUUUUUAAUAUUUUUACCAAAUUUUCGUCAUAUGGUUUAUUUAUCUAUUUUUUCAUUACCAUUUAUUAAAACAACAAAAUAUUCUAUUAAACAUAUUGAACAAAUUGAAAUUAAAUUAUCAAAUCGUUUAAGAACACGUUUUAGACGAUCAAUUGAAUCAAAAUUAUUACAAACUACAAUGUUACAAAAAACACGUAAUAAAUCAAUAGUUAAUUAAUUCAAGAUGAUAAUAGAAAGAAAGAAAAAGAGACAAGAAGAAAAAAACGAAGAAAAAACGGAAAAAAAGAAAAAAACUUUAACAAACGGAUAUUAUUUUUCCCUCCUAUUUUAAUUCCAGUUUAUAAUAAUAACUAGUGAAUCAUAAAUGAAAAAAGAGUUCAUCUAAAGUGAAAUAGAGAAAGCAAUAUGUUGUUUAUGUAUUUCCAAUGAUUGUUAGCUGAUUUUUUUAUGUAAUUGUAUUUUAUUAAAUGAAUUUUAUAUUGAAUAUAUAAAUUAAAAUAUUUUACAAA